Messenger RNA from Dovyalis caffra, 1782 nucleotides. The record is from the annotation of a GenBank genome assembly. NCBI's taxonomy places the organism in Eukaryota, Viridiplantae, Streptophyta, Magnoliopsida, Malpighiales, Salicaceae.
AUGCAGAUUCUAGGGUGGGUUUCCAAGCUUUUACUGCUAUAUUUCUUUCUUGAUGUGGUGUCACUACUGUCACUUGCUCAAACAAUAAGCCCACCACUAAAGAACCCAGUUUGCUCAGAGGCAGAUAGGUUGGCUCUUCUUGGGUUCAAAGCCAGAAUCUUGAAGGAUACUACAGAUAUUCUCUCUUCAUGGAUAGGGAGAGAUUGUUGUGGAGGAGAUUGGGAGGGUGUUCAAUGCAAUCCUGCCACAGGGAGGGUUACUGGUUUGGUGUUGCAGGGACCUGCGAGGGACAGUGGCAUUUACAUGAGAGGCACUUUGUCAUCUUCUCUUGGCAGUUUGGCAUUCUUGGAGGUAAUGCUGAUAAGUGGUAUGAAGCAUAUUGCAGGUCCUAUUCCUGAAAGUUUCUCUAGUUUGACCCAUCUUACACAACUGGUCCUGGAGGAUAAUUCUCUUCAAGGGAACAUUCCUCCUGGUUUAGGCCAUUUGUCCUCUCUCAAUACCCUCUCAUUAAGUGGAAACCAUUUGAGAGGGCAGAUUCCUCCAAGCCUAGGGAACUUUAAAAAGCUCCAGCAAUUCAGUUUAGCAAGAAAUUUGUUAUCAGGUCCAAUCCCAGCCACUUUCCAAAAUCUCCUUAGUUUGCAAUCUCUUGAUUUGAGUUUCAAUUUGUUGUCUGGUUUGAUUCCAGAUAUUCUGGGGCACUUUCAAAAUCUUACCUUCAUUGACCUGUCCAACAACCAAUUGUCAGGGCUGUUGCCAACUUCACUGUUCAGCCUGUUCAAACUUCAGGACUUGUCCCUGGAUCAUAACCAGCUGGCAGGAAGAAUCCCAGAUCAAAUCACAGGCCUAAAAUCUCUUACACGUCUUUCUUUGAGCUCUAAUAGGCUUAUAGGUCAGAUUCCUGCAACCAUUUCGAGCUCAAAGAACCUUUGGUACCUUAACUUAUCCAGAAAUGGGCUCUCAGAUCCUUUGCCAGUUAUUCAAGCUGGGGGUCUUCCUUCUCUGUUGUCAGUAGACCUGUCUUACAACAACCUCAGCUUAGGGAACGUUCCUGAUUGGAUCAAAGAUAGAGAACUCUCAGAUGUUCACCUAGCUGGCUGUAAACUUAAAGGAAACCUUCCGAAAUUUACAAGACCAGAUUCUUUGAGCUCUUUAGACCUAUCUGAUAACUUUCUCACAGGUGGCAUUGCUGGUUUCUUCACCAACAUGUCCAAUUUGCAGAAGCUCAAGCUGUCAAAUAACCAAUUGAAGUUUGAUAUUUUAGAGAUCAAAUUGCCAGAUGGAAUUUCUUCGGUCGAGCUUCAAUCAAAUCAGCUCAGUGGGUUUCUCUCAAGGAUCUUAAAUAACAGGACAAGCAGCUUUUUGGAGGUUUUAGAUGUAUCAGGCAAUCAAAUUUCAGGCACAAUCCCAGAAUUCAUUGAAGGAUUGAGCUUGAAGGUUCUAAACAUAGGAAACAACAGGAUUACAGGUCAGUUCCCUGCUUCAAUCUCAAACCUUAAUGAACUGGAGAGGAUAGAUAUUUCACGGAACCAGAUAACAGGAAUCAUUCCGACGAGCUUGGGACUCCUGUCGAAUCUUCAAUGGCUUGACCUUUCUAUCAACAGACUCACAGGGAAGAUCCCAACUAGCUUGUUGGGAAUUACAAAUCUGAGACAUGCAAACUUCAGGGCCAACAGACUUUGUGGACAGAUCCCACAAGGCAGACCUUAUGAUAUCUUCCCUGCAGGAGCUUAUGCUCACAAUCUAUGCUUAUGUGGCAAACCUCUGCCACCUUGUAGGACAUAG